GGCUCGGGUUCCUGGCUUUACGUGAUCCUUCCCAUCCAGGCUUUCAGAACCGAUGGCUCAGAAACCGCUGCGCCUGGGAGGCCAGGAGAUGUGAGGAAAAGAGGACUUCAUUCAUUCAUCCGAGAGGAACGGAGACUCCAGAUGAAUACAACAUCGUGACAGGGAUAACCUUGGCUUGUGGAGAUGUUGAAGGCAAGUUUGAUGUUUUAUUCAAUAGAGUUCGAGCAAUUCAGAAGAAAAGUGGAGACUUUGAUCUGCUGUUGUGUGUAGGAAAUUUCUUUGGCUCUACCCCAGAUGCUGAAUGGGAGGAAUAUAAGACUGGCAUCAAGAAAGCUCCUAUUCAGACUUAUGUGCUUGGUGCCAAUAACCAGGAAACAGUAAAGUAUUUCGAAGAUGCUGAUGGGUGUGAAUUAGCUGAAAAUGUUACUUAUCUGGGUCGUAAAGGUAUCUUCACUGGAAGCUCGGGGCUGCAGAUUGUGUACCUCAGUGGGACGGAGUCCUUAAGUGAGCCAGUCCCCGGUUACAGUUUUAGCCCCAAGGAUGUGUCUUCCCUGAGAACAAUGCUGUGCUCAUCACCCCAGUUCAAAGGUGUUGAUAUCUUGCUCACGUCCCCGUGGCCCAAGUACGUGGGAAACUUUGGGAAUCCUUCUGGAGAAGUGGAUACCAAAAAGUGUGGCUCCUCUUUGGUCUCCAGCCUUGCCACAGGCUUGAAACCAAGAUAUCAUUUUGCUGCUUUGGAAAAGACCUAUUAUGAGAGGCUUCCGUAUCGAAAUCAUGUUGUUCUACAAGAAAAUGCACAGCAUGCUACCCGGUUCAUAGCUCUGGCAAAUGUUGGAAAUCCAGAAAAAAAGAAGUAUCUUUAUGCAUUCAGUAUUGUUCCCAUGAAACUAAUGGAUGCAGCAGAACUGGUAAAACAACCUCCAGAUGUCACUGAAAACCCCUACAGAAAAUCUGGGAAGGAAGCAGCCACAGGAAAGCAAAUCCCUGCCCCUGAGGAAGAAUCGUCCUGUCAAUUUUUCUUUGAUUUAAAUGAGAAGCAGGGAAGGAAGCGUUCAUCCACAGGCAGAGAUAGCAAAUCUCCUCACCCAAAGCAGCCUCGCAAACCUCCUCAGCCUCCAGGACCUUGCUGGUUUUGCCUUGCGAGCCCUGAAGUGGAAAAGCAUUUGGUCGUCAACAUUGGCACACAUUGCUAUCUAGCCCUGGCCAAAGGAGGCUUAGCUGAUGAUCAUGUCCUCAUCCUGCCCAUUGGACACUACCAGUCAGUGGUGGACUUAUCUGCAGAAGUGGUGGAAGAAGUGGAGAAGUAUAAGGCUACACUGAGACGGUUCUUUAAAAGUCGAGGGAAACGGUGUAUUCUGUUCGAGAGAAAUUAUAAGAGCCAUCAUCUCCAGCUACAGGUCAUUCCGGUGCCACUCAGCUGCUGUGCCACUGAUGACAUUAAAGAUGCCUUCAUUACCCAGGCACAGGAGCAGCAGAUAGAACUGCUGGAAAUCCCUGAGCACUCUGACAUCAAGCAGAUUGCACAACCAGGAGCAGCAUACUUUUAUGUUGAACUUGACACAGGGGAGAAGCUUUUCCACAGAAUUAAAAAGAAUUUUCCUUUGCAAUUUGGAAGGGAGGUGCUGGCCAGUGAAGCCAUCCUUAAUAUUCCUGACAAAUCUGACUGGAGGCAGUGUCAGGUCAGCAAGGAAGAGGAGGAGACGCUGGCUCGCCGCUUCCGGAAAGACUUUGAGCCCUUUGACUUUACUCUGGAUGACUAAGCAAAGGAAAGAACACUUUAUGAACUUCACAGGAAGUAACAGCUUGUUUUUAAACCAGUCUCCCGUGGGGACUGUUUCUCUGCCUCUUUUUUGUGCAUUCCCAUGGAACCUGCCUGUAGCAAGAGGCUGAGGAUCAAAUAUUUUGGGGGAGAAGUCAUUCUAGGAUUAAAAUACUGUUUUGAAAACAUA
Molecule: messenger RNA, 1949 nt
Organism: Lepus europaeus (European hare)
Lineage: Eukaryota; Metazoa; Chordata; Mammalia; Lagomorpha; Leporidae
Gene: CWF19L1
Product: CWF19 like cell cycle control factor 1
Exons: 15
Coding region: 561-1760 (399 amino acids)
Biological process (GO): mRNA splicing, via spliceosome
Cellular component (GO): post-mRNA release spliceosomal complex
Molecular function (GO): RNA lariat debranching enzyme activator activity
Source: RefSeq, a predicted model, not a curated record